Caenorhabditis briggsae is the source of this 897-nucleotide messenger RNA. The coding region runs from base 1 to 897 and encodes 298 amino acids. The transcript is spliced from 7 exons. NCBI's taxonomy places the organism in Eukaryota, Metazoa, Nematoda, Chromadorea, Rhabditida, Rhabditidae. The record is from RefSeq and is a predicted model, not a curated record.
AUGAGAAUUUUUGGUUUCGACAUGAUAAUUCUGCUUGCCGGCAAGAAAGGGUCAUGCCAUACGAUUUUUCAGAUACUCUUGAUUGUCUGCAUAAUAUUUCUUUCUCACUUCGAUGAAAUGGAAGAUCAACUAGUCGGAUACAACAAGUGGGAACCCAAUUCUCACGGAUAUUGUAAUCUUAAAAGAUCGGCAGUUUGGUUAUCACCGAGUUCUGAUCAGGAACCAAGAAUUUCGAUUCGAAUAAUGGAUUACUCUGAAAACGGAACAAAGUCGAAUCAACAUAAUUUGCUUCAAAUCAGACGAAAUUGUGAAGGAUUUGAAAACGAUUUAUUUUUCGGCCUUAUCCACUUCUCGCAAAUUCAGACAGUCGCAACACCGCCUGAAACUCCGCCCCAAAUCACACCGAAACCAGAUAAUAAUAAUAUUAAUAAUGGGCAAGAGGAGGAAAAACUGGUAAAAGAAAAAGCUGCAAAACCAUCAGAAGCACCCAAAGAAGAGCAUUUGGACAAUAAGAAGGAUGAGUCUCCAAGGAAAAAACCAAAAAAAUCGUCGAGAGAAAAAAUCCAUAAAAAUCCGGGGGCUGGAAAUGAUGGGAAGAAGAAUGAUGGAGAGAAUCAGGAGAGAGAAAAAGAGGAAAAAGAAAAAACAAAAUCUGUGAAAAAAUCCACUCGAAACGAUGCGAAAUCCGCAGAGACUUUGGUCACACCUCAAGGAGACGCAGACAUGGACAAGGAUGGGGAAACAAAAACCAAGAAAACAGAGGAACAGGAUGAAAAGGAAGGUGGAGGAGGAAAAACCGAAAUGAGCGAUGCGAAGAAGGAAAUGCUGAAAGAAGAUGACACGUUGAGAGAGACGAAAUCGAUUGGGAAGAAGAAGAAAAAGCAGGAGAAAACUUGA